ACCAGGCUUGCAGUGUCUAAGGUUACCUUGAAGCACCCCAGCAUUUCUCCCGUCUCACGCUCAUGUGAGGCACCAAUAACAUGGGCUAAAUUACCAGCACUUAUUUGCUGCAUCCCCUGCAAGAGCCUGAACUCCCCUGUUUACGGCCAUGCCCUAACAUCCCAUUCUCCCCCAGCCAUGAUCUCAAAUCCGGCACUUUGAAAACCCUCAUCCUGCUUUUCUCACAAGAUUGUGAGGAUUCACCUGUGGAUUAAAUGGGGACAACAAAAAAGAACAUCUUUUCCUGAGUGGGAUUUAACAUCAACUGGGUGAAACGGUCCAAAUAAGAUUGGGAUACACAAGCGAAAUCAAAGGACACUCGGCUGAAGUACCACCAUGGCUCAGGCAACUAAAGGUCCCGUGGUGAAGUCCAUCCCUCCCACUGGUGUAGCUGCCCCGGCUAGAACAGCACACACAGACUCACUUACUGCCGGGAGCCAUGGAAUUUUACGAAUCAUGAAUCGCCCGGCACAGUGGGUGGUCAUCAUCACACUUCUGAUUUCUUGGUCAAUAGCAGGUGUUGUCAUGUUUGAUUUUGUCAGUGACGAUCAGAUUGCAAGCAUCCAGGAUUUUGGCUCUGAUCCAGUGCUAGCAGUGAGCAAGGCCAUCGAAGGCAUUGAAAACUGGAUAAACCAUAUGAACGAUAUGCUUUAUGAUGCUCACGAGUACAUCACUGAAAUAAUAUUUAAUCCGAGGGAAGCUAUUAGUUUAGCAGCUGACUCAUCUGUGUCUUAUCUGUCAGGAAUAUUUAGUGCUGAUGGAGAUUCAGGAGUCACUGAAACAGUGAAAUAUGGUGGCACUGUAUUGGAUGAGGCUACAGAAUGGAUCAGAACCCCAGUGAGCUACUUAUUCCACUUGUUUGAAGACAUAUUGGAUAUAGUGAUUACUCCAGUGGAUAUGGUCACUGAAGUUGCUGUGCAAAUUUUAAGUGGGAUCAAGACCAUUAUACAAUAUAUUUCAACCAUGUUUGGGGGCAUUGAAGGGGAUACAGGCAUCACUGAAACAGUGAAACUUGGUGGUACUUUAUUGGAUGAGGUUACUGAAUGGAUCAGAUUCCCAGUGGGCUACUUAUUCCACUUAUUUGAAGGCAUCUUGGAUGUAGCAAUCAUUUAUCCAGGGGACAUUGCCACUGAAGCAGUUCUGCAAAUUUUAAGUGGGAUCAAGACCAUUUCUUCAACCAUAUUUGGAUACCUUGAAGUUUGGUUUCCCAAAAUGAGCACUGGUCCCGCAGAACUGGCUGAAAUUGUUGUAGAGAAGGCCACAGACAUAAAGACCACUGUCUCUAAUUACCUAACCAGUCUGUUUGCAGUGGAUGAAGGUGGUAUUCCUGACAUUAGCUUUGAUCCCAUGAAAGUUGUCACAGACACUGUUGAGGAGUUUGCUGACAGGAGGGAUAUGUUCUUGGCCUAUCUCUCCAACAUGGAAGACAAAGAUGACACACCGCAAGUGAUAAGACGGAAAGGAGAAUUUCUGCCCCCUAUGGAAAAAGUUGCAGAAAUAGUAGGCAAAACACAGGACCCUGCUUAUGCUGCCUACAUUGCUGUGAGAUCCACAGUGAAGGAGACAGACAACACUAAAGUAAUAAAAGAGGUUGAGGAGGAACAUGGUGAGCUGGAAUCUGCUGAAGAUGCAACUGAAAAAGCUCAAGAUAUACAAGUAGAUGUUACAAAGGAGGAAGGAAGAGUUGAACCAGCUGAGGACAGCUCUGAUGUCACAGUUUACGAUGAUGAGGUUGUCUCAGAUGUCAUGGAGGAGGAUAAAACUCCUGGAACAGUUGAAGAUAUUUUGGAUGUUACAGAGGAGGAACCUUCUGUUAUGCCAGAAGUCAUAGAUGAGGAAUUAGCUACUGAAAAGGUUGAAGAUAUCUCUGAUUUCAUAGAGGACAAGUCAGCUAUGAUGGCCUCUGAUGCGACAGAAGACACUGAUGAUGCCUCUGCAGUUACAGAGGAGAAAGAAACAACUGAAACAAUUGAAGAAGCAGCAAUUGAAACAGCAGAAGAUACUUCCAAUAUUACAACCAAAACUGAAUUGAAUACAGAUGAAAAUGAAUUUCAGAAAAUUCCCAAUAUUACAGAGGAGGAUGCAGAACUUGAAACAGUUAAAGAUACUUCUGAUCUCAUAGGUGAGAUAGAAGAACCUGAGACAGAUGAAUAUGCCUUUGCUGUCACGGAAGAAACAGCUGAAGAGUCACUAGAAGAAGAACAGCCACCAGAAUUGACUGAAGCUACUCAAGAUACCAUCUGUGUGAAGGAAAAGAUUGCAGCAAAAGAACUCAAUGAUCAUGAAGUCCCAGGUAAGGAUGAAUUAAAAGAGGAAGAUAAGCAGAGAAAGGAAGAUGUGGCAAUUGCUGAUGCUGAAAACAGCACAAAAAACCUGGAGAAUGAGGUAGAUGAAGAUGAGGUUGAGGUGGAGACUAAAGAUCAAACUAUCUUGGGAACAUCUGCUGGUGAAGAUGACCUUGACAAUGAAGAGGAGCUUGUCCUUUCUCCUGUCCAGCAUGACCUCACAGACAGAAAUGAUGAAAAUAACAAUAACAAUGACAGGAUGAGAGAUGCCAUAAAAACAGGCCUGAGCAGGAGAAAAACAUCAAAGAGCCAUUCCAUUGGCACAAACCACCAAGAAGCACACGAGGAUCUUCAUGAAGAGUCUCACAAAGUUCUUGAACAAGUGAAAGAAGCCAAAGAGAAAAAAGCUAGAGAGGAGAUAUACAAAAUCAUUCAAGAUAUGAGGGAAAAGAAGGCUGAAAGUAAAGAGGAAGAGAUAACACUGCAACGAAUAAACAUAACAGUAGAAAAAGUCAAGAAGAAAAAGGAGAUAGAAAAGGCUAAAAGAAAAGAAAAAUCCAAAGAGGACAAGACUCGAGAACCAACAGAAAAGGACACCAAGAAAAAAACUGAGAAAAAGGUCAAGGUGACUAAAGUGGGCGAGGAACCCCCUCUAAAAAAGAAGAAAUCUGAAGCUAAAAUGGCCAAAAAAGAGACCAAACUAGCAACAUCUAAGAAAGAGCCUCGAGUUACAAAAGAAAAGGCUAAACCAGCUCGUUCAAAGAAAGAAGCUGAAGUUGCUGUUAAAAAACUAAAACACGCUCCUGCAAAGAAAGAGCCUGAGGUUUCCAAAGAGAAGGCCAAGCUGAAGCCCUCAAAGAAAGAAGCUAAAGCUCCCAAGGACAAAAUUAAACCGGCCCUUUUGAAGAAAGAGCCUGAUGUUUCUAAGGAGAAAGAAAAACCACCAACUGCAAAGAAAGAAGAAAAGCCAACAACCGCUAAAAAAGAGCCUGCAGUUGCAGAAGAGAAAGUCAAACCAGUGCCCUCAAAGAAAGAUACUAAAGCUAUUAAGGAGAAAGUGAAACCAGCCCCAGUUAAGAAAGAGCCUGAGGUUUCCAAAGAAAAAGCCAAGCCAAAACGUUUAAAGAAAGAGGCUAAAUCUGUUGAAGAGAAGGCAAAACCAGCACCAGCUAAAAAAGAGAAGGAGAAACCUCCAAAGAAAGCUGUAAAAGAAAAGCCCAAACCUGCUUCUGUAAAGAAAGAACCUAAAUUUCCAAGAGAGAAAGCAAAACCUAAACCUUCCAAAAAAGAGGCAGAAGUUGCCAAAGACAAGCAUAAACCUGUCACUGUGAAGAAAGAACCUGCUGUUGCAGUUGAAAAGGCAAAACCGAAACCUGCACCAAAGAAAGUUACCAAAGAGAAAGCUAAACCAGAACCUGCAAAGAAAGAACCUGAGAUAACCAAAGAAAAACCGAGAGCACCAAAGAGAAAGGCUCAAGUUAUUAAGGAGGAAGCUAAACCAGCUCCUGCAAAAAAAGUCUUCAAAGAUGUUAAACCAGCCCUUAAGAGAAGAGAGGCUAAAGUAAUGAAGAAGAAAGUUAAACCGACUCCUGUAAAGAAAGAGCCUGAAGUUGCUAAAGAAAAGGCACCUGAAUCAGCACCAAGAAUAGCACCUAUAACCAAAGAAAAGCCAAAGCCAGCACCAAAGAUAGUGGCUAAAGUCAUCAAGGAGAAACCUAAACCAGUUCCUGAGAAGAAAGAAGCUGUAAUCAUCAAAAAGAAAGUUAAACUGGCUCCAGUAAAGAAAGCACCUGAGAUAAUCAAAGAAAAGCCAAAGCCAGCACCAAAGAAAGAGGCUGAAGUCAUCAAAGAGAAAGCUAAACCAACUCCUGAAAAGAAAGUCAUCAAGGAGAAACCUAAACCAGUUCCUGAGAAGAAAGAAGCUGUAAUCAUCAAAAAGAAAGUUAAACUGGCUCCAGUAAAGAAAGCACCUGAGAUAGUCAAAGAAAAGCCAAAGCCAGCACCAAAGAAAGAGGCUGAAGUCAUCAAAGAGAAAGCUAAAGCAACUCCUGAAAAGAAAGAGACCGAAGUCAUCAAGGAGAAAGUUAAACCAGCCCCUGUAAAGAAAGUUAAAGUUCCAAAGGAAAAGACAAAACUUGUCCUUGAAGCAAAGGAACCCAAAAUAACUAAGGAAAAGCCAAAGCCAGCACCAAAGAAAGAAGCUUUAGUCAUCAAAGAGAAAGCUAAACCAGCCCCUGUGAAGAAAGAGUCUGAAAUUAUCAAGGAAGAAAGAAAGAAAGCUAAACCAGCUCCUAAGAAGAAAGUGGCUGAAGUCACCAAGGAGAAAGCUAAGCAAGCUCCGAUGAAGAAAGAGCCUGAAGUCACUAAAGAAAAGUUAUUAGAACCAACUCCAAAAAAAGAGCUCCUGAACUCUAUCAGCCAAAAACUGUCUCUUCUGGAUUUACUGAGGAAGGACAUUGGUGAAAUGAAGAGUGAUCUGGAGUCCACUCAAAAUCAAAUUACGCUUUUACGAAUGGACAACAGAACAAUCAAAGAGCCAAAGACUGUUGGUGUAAAGGUAAAACCAGCAGUCUCCAAGGAAAAGGUCAAAACAGCAAAAAAAGACCAUGAUGCUCUGAUGAACGUUACAGCACAUAUUAAAGCAGAAGCUGAAAUCAUCAAAAAGAUAAAAGAUAAAGUUAAACUGGCUCCUUUAAAGAAAGAACGUGAUGCACUGAAAAACAUCACUAAACCAGCACCUGCAAAGAAAGAUAAAGAGGCUCCAAAAGCUAAGAUCAGACCACAGCCCAAAAAGAAAGAAAUCACCCAUGAGAAGGUCAAACAAGUAAAGGAACCUUUACAGAAAGAACCUAAGCAGGUCAAAGAAAAAGUCGAGCCAACUAAGAAGGAGGCUGUUGUGGGCAAGGAAGUAAAAGGAGAAGAACCUGAUGUCUCCAAAGAUAUUCCAGAGAUGGAGGAUGAGGAUGUUCCCUACUUCCAGUGUUUCUUUGUGGAUGAGGAUGAUACUCAGUAUCCAUUCUUCCCCUUUUCACCACCGCUGUGGUGAAACUAGCCAAACCUCGUAUUCUGAUGUUAAACAACAUGGCAAAGCCAGUGAAGACGGACCUCUGAACGCUCUGAUGCAGUGGAGAGCUUCACAGUAGGUCCUACAGCAUUACACCAGCAAUGACCAAGAAAUGUGAAAGAGAUUUAAGUUACUUCCUGGAUCUUAAAACUCGAAAACUUCCUUCUCAGAUUCUUUGUCAUUUUGAAGAACAGAGUUUGCAAAUAUUGCGCUAUUUAUUAUAUCAUCUUAAGGCUAUCCAUCUUUUUAUUAAUACCAUGGAUUUGCCUUUUGUUUCUGAAUGAUUACUAUCUAUUUAUGAUUAAUAUAUAUGUCCAAGAAGGACAGGAAGAAAUGAAAGAACUAACUUCCUUUCUGAACAUGCAUUGGGGUUCAGGAUUGUAAGAUUAUAUAGUCUUUUAUAUAAACAUGAGGCGUGACCUCGUUUUGAUGGGGUGCUAAUUCUAAGCAUUCCACUGUGUUUUCUGUCAGAAUGGGGUUUGGAAGUUGUUCACGGUUCGUACAACUGGAAGGAAGGAUAUAAUAAAACAAGAAAUAUGUAAACUAUUUCAUAUAUCCUUUCUUAGUGAUACCGUUUACUAAACUGUUUACAGAAGUAACAGCUGCACUGAGAAAUACGGGCUUUGGACCGUAAGCUCAGUUCCUCAGAAUGUAUACAUCAUUUUAUUUAUAUAUUAUUUUUAUUUUGUUUUAUUCCUCUCUCUUUUUUAGCUUUCCAUACAUUUUACUUAAUAUAACUUGCCAAAUGUUUUAUAAAUCUAUACUUCAGAGGAAACAAAUAUGUUUUGUUCAGUGCUCUUUAUAAAUGAUUUUGCAUAACAAAAUUAAGAUAAGCUGUUGUGCUAAAUCCAAGAAAAAGCAUCAAACAUCAAGGCAACUACGUUGUUCUAGUAUAUCACAUUGCAAACACUACUGUUUUUACUUUUAUCUGCAUAACAUUAAUAGUUUAUUUAAGAUAAUGUCUGUAAAAAUGUGGGUGUGUUUUUGCAAUAUUACAUGGAUAGACCUACCUAAUAGAGAAGAGACAAUUAAAUAGCAUUCUGAAUUGUGUAACAAAAAUUGUCUGUUCCACAUUAUACUCAUACAGAAGAUUUUUUUUUAUUAUUAUGGGAUAAUGUGUCAAAUUAAAUUUAUUGCAUGCAACCACCGUGUGUUUCAACACUGCCCCUGGUGGCUCCCUGGCUCAUUACUCCAUUGCUUGAUUUAAUGAUAUUGAGUGUUUAAUGGUAUGUACUAGUGAGACACACCAUUAAACUAGUGUGCCGGUGGGCUGCCCUGGAGACAUUUCUUUUACUGCCACUGUCUUUUCUGUAUGAGUUCAGCAUGUGGCUCCAUUGAACAUAAACUCAUGUCUGUACAAAGAGCUUUUUUACCUCUGAUGUUAAGUAACUUAGGGUGAUCGUACGUUCUGUUUUUCCCAGACAUGUCCUGGCCAGGAUUUCUAAAUUGCCUAAAAUGUCAUUUUUUUGACUUUCUGAAGGUAAUGACUGUAAAGUAGUUUCACCAGCAUGCAGGCAUUGUGCUUAAUCGACCAGUUGUGGCCUGCGAGAAGGUGGGAUCUACAGAGAAGAGUCAAAGCAGUGCAAAUACAUGUACACAUAAUGUCUGAGGACUCUAGAGAGGAAACGCCAAAACCUGGACAUUUUAGGCAAUGUAGAAAUCCCGAUCAGGAUAUGUCUGGCAAUAAGAGGAUGUAUAGUCAACUGUACAAAUACAUAUUGUAGCAAUGCUCACUUGUAACAGAUAUACAGGUCUUUUUUGGACUUUUUUGGACUUUUCAAGUAAAUUAUGAGCUUGUUGGUGUGUUCUCAAGCAAACUGUGAAGCAAUGAAUAACAGCAUUUUUCAAUAGUUCAUAUAGUUCUUUAAGAUAUGUGUACUGUUAUUUUAAACCUAAUUUACAGUUCAUAUUUGAAAAAUGUUCCUCAAAGAUAAUAGUUUGCAUGAUGUUUGCAUGAAUUUUGUUUAAAAAUGUAUCUAAACCAGACCAUAUUUAAUUUGUGUGUGUUUUUAAUUGGAAUUACAUAAUUUCAUUGAAAAUGUAUAAUGUAAUAUUAUAUUCAUUUGGGUUUUUUUUUUUUUUUUUUUUUGUUUGUUUUUUUGCAUGGUUUUGAAGUUAGAUGUUGAAAACAUUCUCUGUACAAUGUAUAGCCAUAAACUGAAAUCAUAUUUAUAAAGCUCUAAACAGAAUCAACAAUAUGGUCUCCAGUCAAAAAAAAAAAGGCCUGUAUGCAACUGUAAAUGCUAUUGUAACUGUAAUACAGACUUGAUACAGUCUGAUUUAAGUUUUAGAAUAAAUAAAUGUUUGCAAUAAUCACAA
Cyprinus carpio (common carp) is the source of this 7707-nucleotide messenger RNA. RefSeq names its product neurofilament heavy polypeptide-like. Bases 376 to 5370 code for a protein of 1664 amino acids. The record is from RefSeq and is a predicted model, not a curated record. Gene Ontology annotation, cellular component: sarcoplasmic reticulum; membrane. The transcript is spliced from 64 exons. Gene Ontology annotation, molecular function: signaling receptor binding. Lineage: Eukaryota; Metazoa; Chordata; Actinopteri; Cypriniformes; Cyprinidae.